AUGUCUGAGCGAGACAACGCGGAGGCGUUCCCGGCCUCCAAGGGCGGCGCAGUUGCAGUUGCAAGUGCGGUUCCCUACCGACGGCAGAAAUGGUGGCAGCUGGGCGGCAAGGACGUGAGCCAUGUGUCCAUCGACGCUGGCUACGAGACGGCUCCGUCGUCGGCCUCGUCAUCUUCCUUGGAAGACGGUAAUAAAAACGAGGGUGUCUUUGUUGCGCCAGAGGCGUUGGAGGUGUACCGGCCCGUCGAGGGUUUUGAAGGCACGCACCGAUUCGAUCCCUCGGCCACAUGGUCAUACGAGGAAGAGGAGCAGCUCGUGAAAAAGCUCAAUUGGAAAAUCGCCCUCCCGGCAUGCAUCAUGUUCUUUGCCUUGCAGCUCGACCGCGGCAACAUCUCGCAAGCAUUGUCCGACAACAUGCUGGGCGAUCUCGGAAUGAACACAAACGACUACAACAAUGGCCAGACCAUCUUCUUCUGCUCCUUCCUCUUUGCCGAGCUGCCCUCGCAGCUCAUCAGCAAGAAACUCGGGCCCGACACCUGGAUUCCCAUCCAGAUGGUGUCGUGGAGCGUCGUCGCCGCCGCGCAGGCUGCCCUCAACGGCCGGUCGAGCUUCUACGUGUGCCGCUUCCUGCUGGGCCUCAUCGAAGGCGGCUUCAUCCCCGACGUGAUCCUCUACCUGAGCUACUUCUUCACCAACCCGGAGCUGCCGCGGCGCCUCAGCUGGUUCUGGACGUCGUACCAGUCGACCCAGAUCGUGGGCGCCUUUCUCGCCUACGGCAUCCUGCACCUCCGCGGCCGGGGCGCGCUCGGCGAGGGCUGGCGCUACAUGUUCCUCAUCGAGGGCAUCUUCACCGGCCUCAUCGGCGUCUGGACCUGGCUGUACCUCCCCGCGUCGCCGACCCAGACCGCCCGCGGCAAGUACAAGGGCCUGCUCCGGCCGCGGGAGGGCUGGUUCACGGCCCGCGAGGAGGUCAUCAUGGUGACGAGGAUCCUGCGCGACGACCCGGGCAAGGCCACCAUGCACAACCGCCAGGGCCUCAGCUGGUCCCUCUUCAAGGACGCCCUCCUCGACUAUCACCUGUGGCCCAUCUACCUGCUCGGCCUGACCUGGAGCAUCCCCGUGACGCCGCCCCAGGCCUACAUCACCCUGACCUGCAAGGCGCUCGGCUUCAACACCUUCGAGACCAACCUGCUCACCAUCCCCGCCUACACCAUCUUCAUCCUGCAGCUGCUCUUCUGGACCUGGGUCUCGGAGAAGGCCAACCAGCGCGUGCUCAUCGGCCUCGUCACCCAGUUCUGGGCGCUGCCCCUGCUCAUCGCCCUCGUCGCCCUGCCCACUGUCUUUCCCAACAGCAACUGGUCCAAAUGGGUCUUGUCGACGCUCCUCGUCGGCUACCCGUAUUGUCACGCCGUCCUGGUCGCCCUCACCUCGCGCAACUCGGGCUCCGUCCGCACCCGCACCGUCGGCUCGUCCCUGUAUAACAUGUCGGUGCAAAUGUCGAAUAUCUUUGCCUCGCAGAUUUACAGGGACGACGACAAGCCCUACUACUACAGGGGGAACAAGAUCCUGCUGGGUGUUCUGGCCUGGAACGUGGUGCUGAUCAUCGGCAUCAAGGCCUACUACGUGCUGGUCAAUGAGCGCCGCGACAAGAUUUGGCUGUCCAUGACGCGGGAGGAACGGGUUCACUAUUUGAAUACCACCAAGGACGAGGGCAGUAAGAGGUUGAAUUUUAGAUUUGGACAUUAG
Messenger RNA from Metarhizium brunneum ARSEF 3297, 1746 nucleotides. RefSeq lists its product as uncharacterized. Gene Ontology annotation, biological process: transmembrane transport. Gene Ontology annotation, molecular function: sulfate transmembrane transporter activity. Lineage: Eukaryota; Fungi; Ascomycota; Sordariomycetes; Hypocreales; Clavicipitaceae. Gene Ontology annotation, cellular component: membrane. The record is from RefSeq and is a predicted model, not a curated record.